GGCUGACCACAAAUCCGACAGCCAAUCUUCAAGCGCUAUUCCUCGACUUCACAACCUAAUCAGAAAAGAAGGCUGCGCUCCUACCUUGGCGGCUGGUUAACUAGGGAGGUCGUUUGGGGGAGAGAGCGAAGGAGGAGGCGGAGCGAUCCAAAUCACGUGAUCUCUUUCUUUCCAGAAGUGUUUCGUUUGGACUCCAAGCCGCAGGGAGGGACAGAAGCGAGGCAAAGGCUCUCGGAUUAAGGCGGUACCCUUGUUCAGGCGGUCAACAAACACAUAAAGAGAAGUAGGGAGGGAGGUGCUGCCAACCCCGUGCCCUCCGGCGAUGUAUCUAAACAGUUUAGAGGGCGGUGCUCCACGAAUUUAAGAACAAAAAUCUGAAGCGGGAAACUCCUUACUCGUCGAGGUUUCCUGAGCGAUUUGAAACCCAAGUGUCAGAUUCAAGAUCCAACAACUUGGAGACCCCAAAUGAUGCCAGCAAGUGAGCGGCAGAUGAUGGGAUGGCAGCAAGCCACAUCACCCUGAGAAGUAAAGUGAAGCAGUGCAGCAGCCAAGGCUCUCUCCAACCACCUGCCAUCUUUCUUUGAAUGAAACAUUCCCCAGAGCAAGAGCAACAGCAAGCUUAGACAAUUGGAUACCAUGUUUUGAAGUGCAGGACCAAUGAGGAUGCCAGAGGUGCCAGUCCGAGUCUUGAAAAUUACAUACAGCUGAAACAGUAAGUGAGAAAGAGUGUUGCUCUUCCAACUUCUUCCUUCACCAAAUGUUAAGAGUGGACUACUCAGAGAAGCUUUCUAGUGCGUGGGACGUAGCCAAAUAAGGAUUAGUAUUCAUACUUCUAGCUGAAGAAAACGGCUUCUGUCUGGAAUGCAAGUCAUUACUCAGAUUUCUGCUUACUGCAAGUUGACGGUGGUCUUGAAGAAAUGAUCUACUCACAGAAGACAGAAUUAAUGUUCUCCAGACCCAGUCUAAAGGGGUUCCUCUGGCUUGGCCUCUUUGUACUUCAGUCUGUUGGUUCAGGCACUGUCCAGAUAACAGCCAAAGUAGGGAAUGUAGCCACACUCCCUUGCAACUACAAAAUGGAAGAGCCCCUGACAUCUUACAUGAUCUACUGGCAAAAAACUGUACAUGCCGGCGUAUCUGAUCUGGUUGUGAUAGCUUACAGUCAUGGCAAUGAAACCAGCAGUCGGAACAUACUUUACCUGAACAGGACAAGGAUGGAUGAAAAGAACCUUACACUUUGGAUAUCCUCUGUGAAAGUGUCAGAUGAGGGCGAAUAUAAGUGUGUUAUCAUACUGCAUGAAAAUCACAUACGUAAUGAACAUGUAUAUUUAUCUGUGGAGGGCGAUGUUAGCAAGCCCAUCAUACAUGUUGAUGUACCGCAUAAUGCCUGUGGCCCAACAGAGUUGACACUGAGAUGCUCAUCUCAUGGAGGAUAUCCACAGCCUGAGAUGUCUGGGUUCAUCAAUAAUGAAACAGUGCAGUGGACCUAUACUUCCACAUCUGACAACCAAACUAAACUUUUUAAUAUUACCGGCCACUUGGAGCUCAAUGUGUCUGAAGAUAUCUUGGUUCAAUGCUUAGUUGGGUAUCGACGUUUCCAAGUGUCCACCAACCUCUCCUUGUUACCAAAAGAAUGCCCUACUGUGCCUCCAUCACCUCGAUCACCUCCUUCACAUGGGAUCGUUAUUGCUUCUGUUGUGAUCCUCAUUUUUCUUGUAGCUGUGAUAGGGCUGACAACAUUCCUCCAGUCCCGCAAGCACACCUUGUCUCAUCAGCCAGUGGCAACACUUGAAAUGACACCGCAGAAGCUCUCCAAUGGCACAUCAGAAACAGUAUUUGCCUGACUACACAGAGACUUGGGUUUGAUUUUCAACAUUCUGCUCUGGUAAAAUGGACAUCUAUCCUGAAUCCCAGAAACCUGAGUGUGUUGCUCUUCACAACUCCCAAAGAGUAUCUCUCUUUCUUCCCCAGGUGGGAUAAAAGCAGCUUGGGGUAAGAGCAUUACUUUUCAGCAAAAAAACAAUUUGAGGGGCAAGGUUUAAACAUACUGGCUGUUCCACUUCAACACCAUUUUUACAACAACAAAAAUCCCCAAAAUGACCAAGAAACUACACACAAUGUGUAAUACCAUCUUCUAGACUGCUGGUUAGGUUGCAAGGGGAAAUGAUCUUCACGAGCAGAAAUCUUCAGUGACAUUAAUUUCAAACUAAAGAAGAUGGAGAUGCUCCCCCCUCCCCCAAACAGGGAGAAAGAACUCCCGCCAGAGUACUCCCUGUUGAACAGAUUGGACAACUCCAGACAUCUUACUGCAUGAAGCAGUGGGAUGAACUUCUUCCUUGUAAGUAGCUCCUUUAGUAAAUGAGCACCUAGGCAGCUGUUUCAAGUGACAAGCUUGUUGAGAAGGAGCAAUAUUUUGUCAGUGCAGUUGUCUUUGGAUGCAUUAAUAACAAUACAGGGGAAAGCAAACCCUUCUUUUAUGGGGUACUCACAACCUAGUUCUCAGGUUGUUUGUAACCUGGACUGAAAAGCUGGUUCAUAAUACAGCCUUAAGCACUUCCUUCAGAAAGUAGUACAAAAUGUGAGGUUUGAAAUCUCUUUCAAGGGCCGUUGUGCAUAAAUAUGUCUAAUUUGUUUUGGGGGGGAUAUAAAUGCUUAUAUUUUGUGGUAAUGAAUGCAAAGUUUACCAUGUAUUACAUGAAGAAGCAGGGUGAGUUGUGCUUUUUUGGUCCUGUACCUACUUGCAGUUGAUUGCAUUGGAUGACCUCAAAGUAUUUUACACAUUUUUAUGCCAUCCGAUCUCCUCUCCAGCAUUGGCCCUUUUAAUGUAUGCACCACACACUCAUUUGCUAACAGAUGGUAAUGUUCUGCCAGAUAUAAGAUGAGGGGAGGGGGACCCUUCAUAACCAGAAAUGUAACGGUGGUUGUAAGCCACAAACUCAUCUUUUUAAGCUUUAAAAAGAAUGAUGAGGCUGAUAAUGGGGCACUGUAUUUUUGAGGCAGCAGUCCCAAAGUUCAUUAAUCUUUGCUAAACUAGCUCUCAUUCUCAUUGUAAUAAAAUCCACUGUAAUGUAUUUAGUGUAAUGAAGAGAUGUUCUCACAAUUCAUUGCCACCCAUGCACAUGCAGUUGGCAACAGAACGGAAGGUACCACCAGUACAGUUCUGACACUAGAUAGAGCAUGUCCAGGACCAAUAUUCUCUGCUAUGUAGGGAAGAGCGGUUUCUCAUUUUAGAAACUCCCCUUAGACUUAAACUGCAGCUUGCACAUAAGGUAUCCCUCUCGCAUCUAAUUUUAUUUAAAGCACCAAUACAAGAUAAUAAGCUUCCCAGGUUUAUACUUUCUUAUGCUCGUUACUGUGGUCCUUCUAAAGGGACAAAAUAUGAGGGCAACAAGUACUGUUUAUUGGCCACAUGAGUAUUUUGAAUGUUCAUUUGCUACUGCUGUAAUAAGCUUUAACAGUAUGUAUAAGCUUUAAUGGGGUAUGUACAUGUCUGUGUAUCAGGAAUUCAAUACAUAUAACCACAAUUAACUCUUAGUGCAUUGUGCCCUCUAAGGUUCAGCAGGGUACUUCCAUGGCAGUCAAUGGAGAGGGAAAAUGCCCAAGAGCCCAGCAUUUUAUUUUCUAAUUCACUCAGUUCAUCCUGUAAACAGGCUGUAAGCUACCAUUCUUCUUUGGUUCAACAGAGUUGACCCAUGCAUUGAAGAAAGCAGACCCCAGUUUCAUAGACACAUCACAGGAAAAUCACAUUCCCACAUAAAAGCUUGUCUCCAAGGUGAUUAACAUGGGGGGGUCGAAGGGUUUUUACAGUGUGUGUGCUUCCAAUUAGUAAACCUUUCACUUCAGUCAAAUCACAUAAUAGGAACAGUCCUAUAUGUUUGAAGCAGCACAGAAUUUCCUGCAAAGUUCCCAAAUAACAUACUAAUUUGGGACAUUUAAACAUCUCAUUUUCCUAGCUACUAAACUGUGAGUAAAAACUGUAAUUAUGCCAAAACAGUAUAUUAGGAUUAGCUUUUCAGUAAAUCUUUAUAUUCUGUAUCUUCAGCCUGAGGUAGCUGCUGUUUUUAUUUUUAAUAAAUACUAUUUUUAUACAGAUAUACCAAUAAAAUAAAGUUAAGCUUUGCUCUUGUACAUCAUACAAAAUGUACAUAUUUAUUCCUGGUUCUUGCUUUUCAGUGAACUGUAC
Messenger RNA from Rhineura floridana, 4180 nucleotides. RefSeq names its product CD80 molecule (gene CD80). The record is from RefSeq and is a predicted model, not a curated record. Gene Ontology annotation, biological process: T cell costimulation; positive regulation of T cell proliferation; cellular response to lipopolysaccharide. Gene Ontology annotation, cellular component: external side of plasma membrane. The transcript is spliced from 9 exons. The coding region runs from base 918 to 1841 and encodes 307 amino acids. Lineage: Eukaryota; Metazoa; Chordata; Lepidosauria; Squamata; Rhineuridae.